AUGGCCGCUCCAUCUUUCGACUCCUCAUGGAGCACUUUGAUCUCCACCUUCACAUCCAACCUCACCGUCGACACGAAUAAGAGCUACUCCCACCCAGCACUAGAAGGCAACUCUGCGGCUCUGAACAAGACGGUGGAUCAUACACUUCUGAAGCUUGAUGCAACAGAGGCGCAAUUCGAACAGCUAUAUGCCGAAGCGGCGGAAUUCGAUUUUGCGACCGUCUGUGUCCGACCACCACACGUAGCCAGUGCAGUCAAGGCUUUAGAAGGCACGGCCGUCGGUGUCGCAAGCGUAGUGGGCUUCCAUGAGGGAACAUACUCUACCGAGCAUAAACUGGCCGAGGCGAAAGAGAGUAUAGACGCUGGCGCCAGUGAAUUGGAUGUUGUGCUUAACUUUCCUCAGCUCAUUGCUGGAGAAUACGCGGCUGUAUGCACUGAGCUGCAAACCAUCCGCUCAACCACCAGAGGGACAACAUUGAAGCUCAUCCUCGAGACCUCUCAGCUGAAUCGCGAGCAGAUCAUCGCGGCUUGUGUGAUUGCUGGGUAUGCGGGUUUCGAUUUCGUCAAGACGAGUACUGGGUUCAAUGGUGCUGGAGCGAGCGAGGAGAAUGUACGGUUGAUGAAGGCUUGCUGCGAGCAGCUGCAUGCACAGGGUGUCGGAGAGAAGUUGAUGAAGGUCAAGGCGAGUGGUGGCGUACGCACGCUCAAUGAUGCGAAGAUCAUGCUCGGCGCCGGCGCGGAGAGACUAGGAACCAGUGGAGGUGUGACCAUCGCGAAGGAAGGAAAGGAGGGCAAGUCGAGUGCAGGGGGAAGCUCUUCGGCUGACUACUGA
This is a messenger RNA of Ramularia collo-cygni, 831 nucleotides long. RefSeq names its product related to Deoxyribose-phosphate aldolase. The transcript is spliced from 3 exons. Lineage: Eukaryota; Fungi; Ascomycota; Dothideomycetes; Mycosphaerellales; Mycosphaerellaceae. Gene Ontology annotation, molecular function: deoxyribose-phosphate aldolase activity. The coding region runs from base 1 to 831 and encodes 276 amino acids. The record is from RefSeq and is a predicted model, not a curated record. Gene Ontology annotation, biological process: carbohydrate catabolic process; deoxyribonucleotide catabolic process. Gene Ontology annotation, cellular component: cytoplasm.